Molecule: messenger RNA, 1586 nt
Organism: Daldinia caldariorum
Lineage: Eukaryota; Fungi; Ascomycota; Sordariomycetes; Xylariales; Hypoxylaceae
Product: actin family
Exons: 7
Coding region: 143-1462 (439 amino acids)
Biological process (GO): Arp2/3 complex-mediated actin nucleation
Cellular component (GO): Arp2/3 protein complex; actin cortical patch
Molecular function (GO): actin filament binding
Source: RefSeq, a predicted model, not a curated record
CUCCAGCCUACAUCAUCGCCAACCAACUUCAACAGCUUCCCCGCGGGUUGUUUCACCACCACGACAACGCUUCUUUCCCUUCUACUGCGCCGAGCUUUGAUUUAACUCUCUAAGAAGCUUGUGUAGCCUCUAUCCCUUCAAAAUGGCGAACCAAACCCCUGCCGUUGUCAUGGACAACGGCACGGGAUUCUCUAAACUUGGUUUCGCCGGUAACGACUCUCCCUCAUUCGUUUUUCCAACCGCGAUAGCUACGAAGGGAGGAGCAGCUGGUAGUGGUGGAACGGGUUCCGGACGACCGGCCGUAGCAAACAAGCCGUCUUUCCUCACAGGGGGUGCUGGUCCCGCCGGCCAUCUCUCGACGAAAAGGGGUACCGAAGACCUAGAUUUCUUUAUCGGCGAUGAAGCAAUUGCUGCUGCGAGCGGUCCUGGUUAUGGUUUACACUACCCAAUCCGACACGGUCAAAUAGAGAACUGGGAUCACAUGGAAAGAUUUUGGUCCAACUCUAUCUUCAAAUAUCUCCGCGUCGAGCCUGAAGACCACUAUUUCCUGUUAACCGAACCCCCUUUGAACCCUCCCGAAAACCGAGAGAACACGGCCGAAAUCUUCUUCGAAUCAUUCAAUUGUGCCGGUCUCUAUAUCGCUGUCCAAGCUGUCCUCGCCCUUGCUGCAUCUUGGACAUCGGCGAAAGUGUCAGAUCGAUCCCUUACGGGUACCGUUAUCGACUCCGGUGAUGGUGUCACGCACGUCAUUCCCGUUGCUGAAGGUUACGUGAUUGGGUCCUCGAUUAAAUCCAUUCCGAUCGCCGGUCGAGACAUUACUUACUUCGUCCAAUCUCUCCUACGUGAUCGAGGAGAGCCCGAUAGCUCGUUGAAGACAGCCCAAGAAAUCAAAGAAGAAUACUGUUACGUGUGUCCCGAUAUUGUCAAGGAGUUUUCGAAGUUCGACCGGGAUCGUAGUCGAUUUGCCAAGCACGUCGUUUCACAACCGGGUGGUCGCCAGGUCACAGUCGACGUGGGGUACGAGCGGUUCCUUGCUCCUGAAAUAUUCUUCAAUCCCGAAAUCUACUCUUCCGACUUCCUUACGCCACUCCCCGUUGUCGUUGACGGCGUCAUCCAAUCCAGUCCGAUCGAUGUUCGACGAGGACUAUACAAGAACAUUGUCUUAUCAGGAGGUAGCACGUUAUACAAGGAUUUUGGACGAAGAUUGCAACGCGAUAUCAAGCACUUAGUUGACGCUCGAAUUCGAGCCAGCGAGGUUCGCAGCGGAGGAGCAAAGAGCGGUGGCUUGGAGGUGCAAGUCAUUACGCACAAGCGACAACGGCACGGUCCGUGGUUUGGUGGUAGUUUGCUAGGACAAACUCCCGAGUUCCGAUCGUAUUGCCACACCAAGGCCGAGUAUCAAGAAUAUGGACCAGGAAUCGUGCGGAGGUUUGCUCUACUUGGUGGACCUGGUGGUUCGUAAGGCAAAACUGAUAUUUAGUCGCGAUACCAGAUAGAGGGCGAGAAGGUGUAAACAGUGGAUGUGUAUCCAAAGAACAGCAAAGUGAUUAUUAGAACUAUGAAUGACUACCAAAAUUUUAUGGUAU